AUGAGUAACACAAAGACCAUCACGAAAUUUGAAUCCUUACCAAAUGAAAUCUUCAUUGAAUGCUUUCAAUAUCUCAAUGCAACUGAUAUAUUCUAUUCAUUUGAUCAAUUGAAUUAUCGUUUUUAUCGACUUAUUCGAAACAUUCCAUUGUAUUUAAAUUUGAAAAAUGUUCAAAAAUUCAUGUUUGAUCAAUUCUGUAAUAAAAUAUUAAUAAAUUCAGGUAUUAAAAGUCAAAUAUAUUCUUUAUAUUUAUCAAAUACUAGUAUAUAUAAUCAAAUACACACGUUUCUAUCACUUUUUCCGCUUGAUCAAUUUUCUCAUCUACAAUCAUUAUCAUUAAAUGAGCUUGAUGAAUAUACUAUACAGAAAUUUAUACAAAUGAUACCAUCCUUAUAUAAUCUGCGUUACUUUCAUUUUAUGAAUUGUUCGUGUGAAAUUACUCAAAUGUUAGUUUCACUUACAACAUCUACUAUACAAACAUUAUCGAUACCAAAACUAGAACUAAUUUAUUUUGGAUCCAUCAAUCAAUUUACAUCAAUUGUUAGUUUGGUCAUUUUUUAUUGUUACAUAGAGAAAUUGUGUCAAUUUUUCAAAUACUUUCCUAGGUUAAAAUAUUUACACAUAGAACAAUUACGACAAAGGAUUCACUUGAAAGAUUUUGAUUUAUAUCAAAUUGAUGACUAUGUCGCUAUUGAUUUAAAACACUUGAUUAUUAAUCAUUCAAUUAUACGAUUGGAUUUUCUUGAAAUACUUUUUAAAAAAACACCAAAUCUGAAAACUUUAUUCUUAUAUAUUUAUGGUAAUAUUGAAUUAAUUGAUGCUUGUCGUUGGCAACAAUUGAUAACAUCUUUAAUGCCUCGUUUAAAAAUCUUCAACUUCUUAUUUAAUGUGUCAUUGAAAUCACAAAAUGAUAUUCUUAAUAAAUGUCAAAGUUUCCAAAAUGAUUUUUGGCAUGAGAAAUAUCAUUGGUAUACUGAUUAUGAAACGACAAAUCACAGCGCACUCAUUUAUACAACACCUUAUUUAUCAAAUGAUUAUACAUUAUAUCCAAAUACGAAGAAAUAUCAUAGCAAAUCGAUUAGUAAUUUUAAUACAUAUAACAAUGUUACUACAUUGCGUUUGUAUUUAGAAGCAUUAAUAGACUUUAAUCAAGAUUAUUUUGACAAUGUGAAAUCAUUAAUAUUAACUUGUCGUUUUUAUGGUAGAAAUCAUACUUAUUUGCAUCUAAAAAUACAAGAUAUAGAAUAUCUUAAAAUGAUUAUGAACUUGUAUAAUUUGACUCAUUUGGAAAUAUCGUUGUUGUGUAGAUUGGAAUCGCCGUUAGUAUUAUUAAAACUAUUAAAAGAAGCUCCAAAUAUAUUAUCAUUGAAAAUUCAUGAUAAUAGUUUAUUUUCAUCACUCGAUAAUCAAGAAUUAUGCAAAUAUUUAAAUAAAACGAUUAAAAAAUUAGAUGUUUCUAGUCUGGGGCAUAUUUUAUUUUGUGACAAUAAUAAAAUAAUACAAUUUGGCCAAAUAUUUUCAAAUAUUCAGCAACUUCGAUGUGAUAUAAAUGACAUGGUUGAUAUAUCGUUUUUAUUCAAUGCAUUAUCAAAAUUACCAAAUUUUAAUGUUUUUUUCUUUCGUACAAAUUCUAUUGUAGUAGAUAUCAAUUGCUGGAUAGAGGAUUGCGAAAUUGAACUAGAUACAUAUUCAUUUGCCGUAAAAUAUGAACCCGCUGUAAACAAUAUUGAAUAUCGAUCGGCUUAUCGAUGUUUACAUGAUAAUGAUGAUUCUUCGUCUAAUGAUUAUUAUUGUAGUGAUGAUGACUGA
Messenger RNA from Rotaria sp. Silwood2, 1809 nucleotides. Lineage: Eukaryota; Metazoa; Rotifera; Eurotatoria; Philodinida; Philodinidae. The record is from the annotation of a GenBank genome assembly.